Messenger RNA from Ornithorhynchus anatinus (platypus), 2122 nucleotides. RefSeq names its product amidohydrolase domain containing 2 (gene AMDHD2). The coding region runs from base 9 to 1250 and encodes 413 amino acids. Gene Ontology annotation, biological process: N-acetylglucosamine catabolic process. Gene Ontology annotation, molecular function: N-acetylglucosamine-6-phosphate deacetylase activity. Lineage: Eukaryota; Metazoa; Chordata; Mammalia; Monotremata; Ornithorhynchidae. The transcript has 11 exons. The record is from RefSeq and is a predicted model, not a curated record.
UCCGCAGGAUGCCUUCCCCCCAGCCCGGCUCCGGCCCCGGCUCCGGCUCCCACAUCAUCCAGUUCACCAACUGCAGGAUCCUGCGGGACCACGCGUUGCUCAGGGAGGACCUGUGGGUGCGGGAUGGCCGGAUCCUGGAUCCCGAGAAGCUCUUCUUCGAGGAGAAGGCCUCGGCCGACCGGCGGCUCGAUUGUGAGGGCGGCAUCCUGGCCCCCGGAUUCAUCGAUGUGCAGAUCAAUGGUGGCUUUGGGGUGGACUUCUCUCUGGCCAGUGAAGAUGUGGGGUCAGGGGUUGCCUUGGUUGCCCACAAGAUCCUGUCCCAUGGGGUCACUUCCUUCUGCCCGACCCUGGUCUCUUCUCCACCAGAAGUUUACCACAAGGUGCUUCCUCAGAUCCAGGUGAGACGCGGCGGCCCCCACGGGGCAGGGGUCCUUGGAGUGCACCUGGAAGGGCCAUUCAUCAGCCGGGAAAAGCGAGGCGCGCACCCCGAGUCCUGCCUCCGCUCCUUCACCCAUGGGGCCCUUCAGGAUGUGCUGGCCACCUAUGGAAACCUGGAUUCGGUCCGCAUCAUCACCCUGGCCCCCGAGCUCGACCGCAGCGGAGAGGUCAUCCGGGCACUGACCACCCGUGGAAUCUGCGUCUCCCUUGGUCACUCUGUGGCAAACCUGCGUGAGGCAGAGGAGGCUGUGCUGCAGGGAGCUUCUUUCAUCACCCACCUCUUCAACGCCAUGCUGCCCUUCCACCACCGAGACCCCGGCAUCGUGGGGCUGCUGACAAGUGAGCGGAUCCCAGCCGGGAGGCAGGUGUUCUACGGCAUGAUUGCAGAUGGAGUCCACACCAACCCCGCAGCCCUGCGCAUCGCACACCGUGCUGACCCCCGGGGGUUGGUGUUGGUGACAGAUGCCAUCCAGGCCAUGGGUCUGGGCAAUGGACGCCACACGCUGGGCCAGCAAGUGGUUGAAGUGGAUGGACUGACCGCCUUUGUGGCUGGCACGAAGACAUUGAGCGGCAGCGUGGCCACCAUGGAUGCCUGCGUGCGCCAUUUCCGGGAGGCCUCAGGUUGCAGUGUGGAGAUGGCGCUCGAGGCUGCAUCUCUGCACCCUGCCCAGCUGCUCGGCAUCGAGAAGCAAAAAGGGACCUUGGACUAUGGCGCCGAUGCAGAUUUCGUCAUGCUGGAUGACUCCCUGCACGUCCAAGCGACUUACAUUGCCGGGGAACUGGUCUGGAGAGCUGGUGAAUCUGCUCGGUGAUGCUGCUGUAGAGAAAGUCUCGCCCCCUGCCCCUCCUCCUGCCCCUCCACCCACACAUACACAUACUGGUGACUCCACACCCGCCACAGGAUCGGGGGUGAUGAGAGGACACGCUGAGUGGCCGGACCACUCCCCCGAAAUCACUGGCCUCCAUUGCACAGGUGCUGGGACCCGAUCCUCCUCUCUCAGAGGAUCAUGGGUUUAGAGGCUUCAGCCUAAACCACCCAUCCCUUCUGAUUGGUGUGAAUGGGUCUUCCUUCCCUUCUCAGAAACCCCUUAGGUGUCUGUCCAUCCUUCCUUCCCUAGUCUGUUCUCCAGUCCCAUCAAGCCCUCUGACCCCAGGACAGCUUGGAUGACGGGUUCCAAGCCGGACUGUUUUCCUAGUUGCCCGGGCCACUGGGAACCAGGAUUGGAAGUGGGAAACUGGAGCCAACGCCACCCCAGGACUGCUCGCCCAUCCCUGCCUCCUGCUCAGUGCCUCUGCCUCGUCCUGAACCACCCAAGGGCCAGACUCUUUUGGCCUCCAGCAGCAGGCUCCCAGCACCCCCACUGGGCAGGCAGUCUCCCGCUGUGGACCACCGGGACUGGGGCUGGAACCGGCCCUCAACUCGGGGAGGGAGAAGUGUCCACAUCCCAGAGGGCAGAUGGGAGGGCUGCCCUUCCCCCUCCGCCCAACUCCUUGUCACUGGGUUGGGGCUUGAGGGAUCUGCCUUCCCUCCAGCACCAGCUCAAAACUGGGCUCCAGGGACUGAGCCUGGGGCUGGGCCCCCUUUCUCCCUCUGCACCGUCCCUCCCCGUGCCCGGGUCUGACCCUCCAAUCAAACAAAUAAGAUGGGAAAAACCACAGUUUCGUGCUGGGGCACAUAUCUCCA